Messenger RNA from Saccostrea echinata, 1186 nucleotides. RefSeq lists its product as uncharacterized. The transcript is spliced from 9 exons. Bases 7 to 1023 code for a protein of 338 amino acids. Lineage: Eukaryota; Metazoa; Mollusca; Bivalvia; Ostreida; Ostreidae. The record is from RefSeq and is a predicted model, not a curated record.
AACACAAUGGAUUGGCGUGCUUUAGUACUGAUGGUUUUAUCCCUGGUACUAAUAAAACCGGGGAAAUCAAACGUUCUUGUUGCGUUUGUUGGAGAAACGGUGUCAAUGAGAUGUAAAGUGACAACUUCAUACGUACAGUUUGUCUGGAUCAAAGAAGAAACAACGAUGGCAUCAGGCCCACCGGAUGAGGUGAAAUCUGAACGAACCAGGGUAACACUUAGUAACCCUCAAGCGGGGGUUCGUGAACUCACUAUAAAUGAUGUCAGAACUUACGAUGAAGGAUAUUACUUGUGUAUUGUAACACUCAUUAACGGUACUAGACUUACCUAUUCCAGUACAGUACAGGUGCAAAGUCAACUGAGCAUAGAAUCUACACCAAGAGCUGAUCAGAACCAACAGACAUCAGGAUUAUUGAUAGAGGACAGUGAUAUUGUUAUUCCAAAAACCACAUCAAAGGCAACAGGAAAUAUAGUUCCAAAAGAAGUUUUUGCUGGAGAUACUUUAAUACUUCCAUGUCCAGUCCUCAGCAGUUCUUCUAAGUUCAUCUGGCAGAAGAACGGAGUUCCAAUGGCGUAUGGUCCCCCUGACACAGUACUGAUAGAGGAAAAAAGGAUUUCAAUCAGUGAUUCUACCUACGGCUGGCGAAAACUGAUCAUCAAAUACGUCAGUGUAGCGGACAGUGGGAGAUACCUAUGUGUCGUGGAUCAAGGAUUCGGUAGCCCAUUCCAAAUGACAACGGAAGUCCGGGUUCUCAAAGAAGGAGAUACAGGGACAACAGAAAGCUCUGAUGUCCAGACUACUCAGGGUCCAUUCUCGUCAGCAUUGCCAAUCUCUCAUAAAGUGACAACAUACGAAACGAUGACCUAUGAUGUGCACACGAGAACACCUUCUUUCUCGACAAUCAGAACUUCGCUUAAAGGAAAUGAGCUAAAUAACCCAUCAAACAUUUGUGGGGAUCUUGUCCUGAGUAAAUAUACCCUGACUGGACUCGUUAUCAUCGCUAAUAUUAUCAGAAAUUUGUGAAUGAUGUUAAACUCUGACAUUUCACUAACCUGUCUUCCAGUCCGACUAUCUGUGAUGUCUGCAGUACCUCUGUAUAAUGCUCAUUAUUGUUUGGAAAAAAAAGCUUCUAAAUAAAAAAAAAAGUACCUUAUAUUAAUCGGACUUGUGUUAUUUUCUUGAAAUA